GUUUUUUUUUUCUUUUAUUUUUCUUCCAUGGAUUCUUCUUCUCCCUUUUUCACUUCCCAAGAGGAUUUUCUUCUGUUCCACAAAAUGGACAGAGACCUCUACAGAAUCCUUGUCAUCAACCUUUCACGUGACCCAUCAGAAUCCAUUCAUAUGCUUUCUAUGUGGCUUUGGUUAGAAAAAGUUGGUUUUCGCAACAUUAUAAAAAAAAUCAUGUCUUUACCUAUUAUCUUGAUCAAUGAAGUUGCUGAUGAAUCUCUAAUAUGUCUCACUUGUGUUAACAAUUUAAUAGCAGUGUCAUCAUCAUUUUCUGAAGCCAAUGACAUUCCUCUUCUUCAAAGCCUAAUGGACAAGGAAAUCUCGUUGAAGUUCUUUGACGAAAAUCGCGUCGAAGCAAAAGAAGGGAUGUCGAGAAUAGGACAAGAAAUUUGUUUAAGAGCGUUUAGCGACAUCAUGCAACAAGCCAUGAUGAGGAACGCGGCGGAGAGAAUGGUGGAGAACAAUAAUUUCUGGUUUGGUUCCAUUGCAGCGCCAAGUCAGAGACUGGGCGCUGCAGUAGGAAACAAUAUUGGUGUUGGUGCAGGGGUGCAAGUGCAACAACAGGGGCGUGUAGUAGUAGUAGUACCAGCGGAUGAUAGGACAUUGUUUGUGACAUUUUCAAAAGGGUAUCGUGUGGAAGAAUGGGAAGUGAGAGAGUUUUUUACAAUGGCUUAUGGCGAUUGUAUUGAGGCUUUGUUUAUGCAGGAAGUGGCAGGAAAUGAACAAGCACUUUUUGCGAGGAUUGUUUUUCAUAAGGUGAAUACUAUUGAUAUGAUUUUGAGAGGGGCUAGUAAAGUCAAGUUUUCAAUUAAUGGGAAACAUGUUUGGGCUAGAAAGUUUGUUCCCAAAAGAGGAAAUGCAAGUACUGGUGAGACUAGUACUUCUGCUUCUGCUUUUGGAUCUGGAUUUGGGAUGUAGACAAAUUAUUAUAGGUGGCUAAUUUAAUGAGGAGACUUGGUUUGAAUUAUCAUUCUGGAUCAUGUAUAGUUGAUUUGAAUGAAUAAAAUUGCAUGUGUGGUUUUUA
This is a messenger RNA of Cicer arietinum (chickpea), 1060 nucleotides long. RefSeq lists its product as uncharacterized. NCBI's taxonomy places the organism in Eukaryota, Viridiplantae, Streptophyta, Magnoliopsida, Fabales, Fabaceae. The record is from RefSeq and is a predicted model, not a curated record.